UCAUAUUCGGCGAAUAAAACCCAUCUGUGAUAACUCUUUUUGUAGGAUCGACCAGCUUGUGACACGAUCUGAUUUUGUUCCUUUUCCAGCAACAUGUCCGAUCAAAUCACUUUGAACGUAGGCUCAAAGUCUUUUGAAGUGAGCAAAAGUCAUUUGGUCAAGAUUAGUUCCUACUUUGAGGUCAUGUUCUCAUCGCCGUUCGCGGAAAAGGAUCAGACCGAAAUCACCUUGAAAGACGUGAAUCCUCACGAGUUUGAAGCUGUGCUCCAAUUCACACAAGGCAAAUCUAUCCCCAUCGACGACGAGAACGUGUACGAAGUGUUGAAGAUUGCGGAUAUGUUCGAUCUGAAAGUGAUGACCUCGCAUUGUCAGAAAUAUCUCGUGGACCAUUUGGAACACGACAAGGCUCUCAAAGUCUGGAAAGCCGCUGACAUGUACGGUCUUACUUCCUUGGCCAAAAGGGCUAAAUCAUUCAUCUUAUGGCAUUUCCCCACCUUGUCCACCCAACAAUCUUGGGAUGACCUUUCACUGGAAGAUUUCUAUUCUAUCGUUUCGUGUCCAGAGCUGCACGUCACGCCCGACACCGAUUUGCUCAAGCUGAUCCGACAUCGACUGGAGGCUUGCUCCCCACAGGAUUCAAAUGUUUGUCGCCUUUCGUUGCUGAAAGCCAUCCAGGAUCCCUCUGCGCCUUUGGCCAAUCUCAAAUCUCGGAAGCUUCCUAUUCAACCCAGUGUUCAAGGAUCGUCCGGUUACAUCCACAGCUUCCACCUGAAAACCUCCUCCUUAAGCCGGCCGGUUUGCUUGCCUCCAUUUGAGCAAGGCGGCAAUUGCCCCGUCGGAAUACGCACCUGUGCCAUUGGGCCUUAUAUUUAUUCCCUAGGUGGUGAAGAGGUCAUAGGGCGUAGUAACUGGAACCGCAAAGUAUGGCGGUACGACACCAUCCUCCAAGUAUGGGACUGCGUUAUGGAAUUGCCCUCGCCCAUAAGACACAUGGGAAUCUGCACUGACAAUGAUCGGAAUAUCUUUUUAGUUGGAGGUUAUGGACGAUUCCGCGUAAAAUCAGACGCUGUGUUCAAAUUGGACAUGAACGCAAGAACUUGCGAGACCUUGUCACCAUUACCUUGCCCAAUGAACAGCCCUCCUUGUUGUGUUUUUGACCACGAUCUGUUCGUUUUUGGGCCGAAUCUUCUCCGAGGGUCUUGGUCGGACAAAGGUUUCAGUUGGACCUCGUUCGAAUUUGAUGCCAGCCGUUUACCCAAGGGUUGCAACCUGUCUUUCAAAAUGGACGCAGCGGUGACUUCUGCCACCGCUAUUUUUCUGGCUCAGGGUUACCAUUUGUUCAAGUUCAGCCCUGAGCCAAAAUCGUACGCUUUGGAAUUAAUGGGCCAAUUCAAGGAUGAAUGUGUCCACAUGUGUAUGGUGGAGGACCGGAUCUAUAAAUUCGACGCCUCUUCAGAUGAGGCCAGUAUCGAGGUGUUUGACACUCACAGCAAUCGCUUCGACAUUAUUUGGACCGGUGAAAGUAUUGAUUUGCAAUCCUACAAUGGCUGUUUCGGCGUGGUGAAUUACAACUUCGAAUAGGGACCAUGGACUCCAUUAUCCAUGAUCUGUUGGCCCACAAUUUGAAUCCCGUAGUUCGAGAGAUUUUCUUGAAUCUCUCAAGCUCUGAUCUCAUGGAAGCCAAACUUGUGUGCCAUUUGUGGCGAGACUUCAUUAACGAGUGGAUCGAACAAUCUAUUCCUGGCCGAAAAAGGCUGGAAAGCAAGUUACGCAACAAUUGGAGGCAGUGGAAGGUCAUGAGUUCUCGAUUGUACAUCCCAUCCAAUGAGGUCUUUGAUAUCAAAUGGGACCAAGAUGAAGCGUUCUGUGGCACUUGCGACGGAUUUGUCGAUGUCUUUGAUCGACGAACCUCUCGAAGAAAGAUUGCCAUGAAGUUACAUGGGAACUCUUGCGUUCAAUUAGACAUUAACCACGAUUUAAUCGUGAGUGUGGGCGAAGAUUCGUUUAUCAAUGUUGUGGAUAGGAAAAGCUUUUGCAGACUUCAACGUCUCGAUGAUCAUAGAGGCCCAAUCUGGGGUGUGAAGAUCUACAAGAACAAGGUGGUCACGUGCGGUGGUGAUUGCAUGAUCCACAUCUAUGAGAUCGGCCAGGAUUUCCAACUGAGACUCUUGGACCGAUUGCGACACCAUCAAAAGAGUGUCAGCCAUGUUGAAGUUGAUCGAGACAUGAUAGUGUCCGGAUCAGAGGACAAAUAUAUUAAGGUCUACAACAUGGUCUCCAAAGAAAUGGUCCGCGUAUUCAAAUGCCAAUUCUCCAUCUUGUGUCUCGACUAUUCCCACCCUUACAUUGCCGCUAUACCCAACAAAGGGUACAAUUCCUUGAACUUUGAAAUUUGGAGCAUGAAUCAAGAACUCUCGUCCCAAUGCUUGAUUAGCGUUGAGAUGCCUGUGCGCCAUUUUGAUCCUCUUGACCUAAAAAUGACCAAAGACUAUUUGAGUGUGGCGAUUGAACGUGCUGAAGACUUUGGCGAUGAACCAAUUGGUUACCGCGCAAUCACUUUUUCAAUGGAAGAUCUACUCCAAAAUCCGCAUCCUGAGCCAAUUCAUACCCUUGAAAUUGAGGAAUACUUCGACAAUGUAUCCAUUCAUUUGGACCAAACGAGUAUCGCCUAUUCGCAAUUGAGAUCGUUUCGAAUCUCGAAUUUUUGGCAAUAGUUGAUCGUGACUGAUAAAAACUACAU
Tigriopus californicus is the source of this 2740-nucleotide messenger RNA. Its product is annotated as kelch-like protein 17. The transcript has 2 exons. The record is from RefSeq and is a predicted model, not a curated record. Gene Ontology annotation, molecular function: protein binding. Bases 94 to 1581 code for a protein of 495 amino acids. NCBI's taxonomy places the organism in Eukaryota, Metazoa, Arthropoda, Copepoda, Harpacticoida, Harpacticidae.